CUGCUCGAACGCGGCACGGACCGUGUUGACCCGUUGCGAUGUGAACGCCUAAACUCAUCAUCUGUCUGCGGCGACAGCUUCUCUGGGCAUUUGUUCUGUGGCGACAUUGAUGGAGUUCCGCUUGGACAGCGCGGAGUACUGCCAGGCUCAACACAAAUAAACCGGCUGGUUCAAGACGCGGCUCACGGCGCCGAACCUGAACCCAUGCUGGGAGCAAGCGACGCACGCACCCCGACCACUGCGCUAUAUACACCCCCCUUUUAUCAUUGUGCUUGUACGUGCCGGAGUGAUGUGAAUGUUCUAACGAGUGAUGCGCCAUUGGCACUGAAUCAGAACUCUCAGGAUUGUACUCGACUGGACAUGUACUCGCAUGACCUUAACACUGCUUUCGAACUGUGA
This is a messenger RNA of Danaus chrysippus (African queen), 399 nucleotides long. The record is from the annotation of a GenBank genome assembly. NCBI's taxonomy places the organism in Eukaryota, Metazoa, Arthropoda, Insecta, Lepidoptera, Nymphalidae.